Molecule: messenger RNA, 963 nt
Organism: Didymosphaeria variabile
Lineage: Eukaryota; Fungi; Ascomycota; Dothideomycetes; Pleosporales; Didymosphaeriaceae
Exons: 2
Coding region: 1-963 (320 amino acids)
Source: RefSeq, a predicted model, not a curated record
AUGGAAAAGCUGGCUGAGGACGAUCCUGGCGUGGAUGUUGCUGACGAGCUUGACUUUGAGCCUGUCGAGGAAUAUGUAGACUCCGUUGUCGAGCUCCCUGAGCUGGACUCCGACGAUAAGCUCAUUGAAGAAGACGAAGACGAGCUCGCCGAGCUAGCUGGCGUGGUUGAGACGGUCGAGGAGCUUGAGCUGAGGCUUGACGGCGAAGAAGCCGAAGUUGAAGAUACAGACGUGGGGACUUCUGUCAUGCUCGAGCUGACACUGAAAAAGGUCGAAGACCGCGUGAUUGAAGAGGUUGUGGUAGACGAUAAAGUAUCUGAAGGAAAGGGAGGAGCUGUCUCCGACUUGCUCGUGCUUCUACUGGAUAGUGAAGACGGAGAACCUGACGUCACACUAGCUGACGUUGAAGAUGCGCUUGUGAAACUUGCCGAAGUGCUUGACAGACUGGAGGAUGAUGACGACGAUUCCAUUGUUGAGCUUGUCAAGGUCGACGACGACGACAUUUUGGAAGAGCCUGAGGAAAUCGAGCUUAGAAACUUAGAGGUGGCACUCGAGCUAGAUGACGCAAAUGAAGACGUUGCUACUUCUGUUGUUGUCCCACUCGAAAACGACUCUGAAGAAGAAGUUGACGACGACAAGCUUUCUGAUGAUGAAGACGAUACUGGCACGGUUGAGCUUGAAGAGUCGGUGGUAGACGAGGCAGAGCUGGGCGACCCAGUGGAGGAGCUUGUGCUAGACUCCGAUGUGGGCAAGGACGUAGUUGAUGCCGUGGUCGAAACGCUUGACGAUGACUCUGAAGUCGCCCUCGGAAUUGAAGACGAGCUAGAAGACUCUGUUGUGGGGGAAGGUACUGAAGUAACCGUAAUCGUGAUGGUAGAAACUCUUGUUGACGAUAGGCUGGAACUUAUCGGCUCAGGCGUCGGUGUCGAUACAUUCGACGAAGUGUCAGACGUGAAAGAUUGA